AAGCCGGUUGGUUGUUGAGUCGGCGACAUAAUCACAGAGACCGAAACGAAGCACAACCGUUAAUGAAAAAAGCGCGCGCUGCAAAUUGUUUUUAUCGCAGAAUAGUUGGUUUGUUUUUUUUUUUUAGUUAAACAUAGUGUGAAUAGUGCAAGCAUCAAAAUGAAUGAAUGAAUUCGGAAAAUAACUGCGAUACCAUUUUUUUCGUAUAACAAAAGAAGUUACAAACAAAAAACACACACACUCAUACAAUAAUAAUACCGCGAAAACUCGUAAAGAAAGAUCAUUGACAGCUUAUUGCGCACUGACAUUGGAUACGCAACGAAGAAGAAGGCGACACGAUGCUACCGCAGCAGUAUUGCCUGCGAUGGAAGUAUCAUCACAGCAACCUGCAGACGAUGUUCUCGCAGCUGCUGGACCGAGGAUGCUUCUGUGAUGUGACCCUAGCGUGUGAGGGACAAUUGAUUCGGGCACAUCGUGUGGUGUUGUGUGCCUGCAGCACCUUCUUUGAUUCGGUGCUCUCGAAUUAUGCCAGCGAACGUGAUCCGAUUAUCAUCAUGAAGGACGUGACAUUUGCCGAGGUCAAGUGUCUCAUUGAGUUCAUGUACAAGGGCGAGAUCAAUGUGGAGCAUGCUAGCUUGCCGUCGCUGCUUAAGACGGCGGAUGAUCUGAAGAUCAAAGGAUUGGCCGAGGUCACUUGGCGCGACGAUGAGGAUGGACCGCCUCCACCGAUGCCAGCUGCGGAGUUCCAUUCACCGCCACGCAGUCUGGCCGAGAGCUAUGCCCAGGAUCUGCUCCAUCAACAGCAGCAGCAGCAGCAACAACACCAGCAAACACAGGCCCAACAGCAUGCGGUGCAGCUGCAGACACAGCUGAAAACGGAACGCGAUCACGAGCACAAUUCACCCACAGCCCUGGACAAUGUGCUGGCCCUGAAUGCGGCCGCAGUUCGCAUGCCCGCAUUGACGCCGCUGCCAACUGCCAGCGGAGGUGGCGGUGGCGGUUGCGGUGGCGGUGGAUUGGCCGAGUGCGGUGCACAGCCAGUGGAUCCGUAUAUGGGACCCAAGCGUAAGCGCGGGCGGCCACCACUUGACGACACUUACGAUGUGUUCAAUGUUCGCAAAUUGGCACACUAUGCCGCAAACUUGGAGCCGGCACAGCGGGCCUACUUGGAGUCCGGGGGUCGUUCCUUUGUCGAGGAGCCGCAGCCGAUUGCACAUUCCGCCGCAUUGGCCUCGCCGCCCGCCGCCUGCCCACCCAAGCAGCGUCAGCGUCUGCGCCAACAGCAGCAGUUGCAGCAACAGCAACAGCAACAGCGACAACACCAGCAUCAUCAACAACAGCAGCAGCAGCAACAUCAGGCGACAUCACCACACACAGAGCAUGGCGAGCGCGAGGAGUGCGCACAGGAUUGGCAACGCAACAACAAUGUGUCACCCAAGCUGGGUGAACUGGAGCCCAAAGCUGAGCUCGAUCUGAGCAACGACGAUGGCGAGCAGGCGACAACAGCAGGCGCAGCAGCAGCGAUGCCGCUGUGCAGCGCCAGCGGCAAGUCGGAGAAGGCAAACGAGCGACGCGAACGCCACGGCAAGCUGCGGCAUGCCACACGUCGGCUAUACGCGGAGCGUGAAAAGUCUGCGGACAAAGCAGCGGCAGCGGCAGCACAGCGUGCACAACGCAGCUCAAUCACAGAUAUUGAGGGACAUGAUGCGGACCAACAACAACAACAACAACAACAGCUGCAGCAGUCAGAGCCAGAGGUGAAGCAUGAGAACGAGAACGAAGAGGAAUCAUCAUUGGCGGCAACAUCGUUGCCACAGCCCGUCGAGGAGAUCGAGAACGAGCAUCUGGUGGCCAAUCGAGCCGAGUCACCCGCCAUUACAGUCCGCUCUGCGGCGCUGUUGUCCGCCAGCUUCGGUGCCAGCGGCAAGUAUGGAACACAGCAUUCGGAUGCAACGGCCGGCGGAUACUUGUUGAAUGAUCACGGUGGCAUUUUGAUGCCACACGAAUUUGCGCCCAGCGUGGCAGCUGCUGCUGCUGCCGCCGCCGCUGUGGCAGCUGUGGCAAAUGCCACAAAUGGAAUUGCCACCGGCUCGGGCAGCAGCAAUUCACAGACAGCCGCUGGUAAUGAGUUGGCCAACACAUCGCUCGACUGUAUCGAGGUGAAGAUGGAAGAUUACGAUGCCGUUGAACUGCGGCUGACCAACGAGGAGUUGUCACAGUGGCAGGAUGUUAUCAAAAUGGAUGAUUACUUGGCCAAGGGACGGCGUCCACAGUUCUGGGAGGAGCCAUUCACCAAGCGUGUACUCGAUGCCAUCAAGAAUAAAAGACUCGAAAUGAAGAAAGCCGCACGCAUUUUGGGUGUCUCAUAUGGCACACUUUAUGGUCGCUAUCGCGAGGUCUACGGCUGCCUCAAGCAUCCGUACAGCGGCACCAGUUUUCGCAACUCCGUUGGCGGCAAUGCGGCCACAGCUGCCACCCAGUUGGCGGCUGUGCAACCUCGUUUCGAUCUGAGUUUCCGCAGCAGCAGCGUGUUGCCCACAGCACUGGAGCUGGGUAAACUGCGACCGAAGGACCUGAGCGAGCUCUGGACACGUCCGCAGAUAUGAAAACCAACAAAGAAAAAGAUACAAAAUCUCAAACUUCGCCCCAGAUUAAUCUAGGGGAAUGUGUUUCGUCUCUAAGCUCUAACGUUUUAAACAAAUUUAUAGGCUAGUUUAUUUAUGGCACAAUUGCCUUUUCCCGAAUUGGCAA
Messenger RNA from Drosophila sulfurigaster albostrigata, 2751 nucleotides. RefSeq names its product transcription factor GAGA. Gene Ontology annotation, biological process: regulation of transcription by RNA polymerase II. NCBI's taxonomy places the organism in Eukaryota, Metazoa, Arthropoda, Insecta, Diptera, Drosophilidae. Gene Ontology annotation, molecular function: DNA binding; protein binding. Gene Ontology annotation, cellular component: nucleus. The record is from RefSeq and is a predicted model, not a curated record. The transcript is spliced from 7 exons. Bases 339 to 2606 code for a protein of 755 amino acids.